AUUUGUAAACCUCUUGGUUAUCAAGAAUUCUAGCUGACAAGUUGUGAUGUAUUACGAAUCAAUAUGCCUCUGAUUAUUGGUGUAGGGGCGUCUUCGCGUACACACACGCUUAUCACUCAUGGUUUUAUUAUAAGCACAUUUCCAGUCUGUUUCCGUAGUUAAAUUAAAUAAUCACAUACAUAAGUCGAAAAAUGAUACAUAUUAAAUGUAAAGACUCUAAUCUUGACCCCAUACCAGUUAAGAUUGGUAUUAUUGGGGGCUCCGGACUUGAUGACCCAGAUUUUUUCGAGCAACGCCAAGAGAAGGUGGUCGAAACACCUUAUGGAGAUCCGUCGGAUUCUCUCAUAGAAGGCGAAAUUGGAGGUGUAAAGUGUGUGUUGCUAGCUCGUCAUGGCCGUCAACAUAACAUAAUGCCGUCGAAUGUCAACUAUAGAGCGAAUGUCUGGGCCCUGCGCCAAGUGGGCUGCACUCAUUUAUUAGUUUCAACAGCUUGUGGAUCAUUGCGAGAAGAAAUACAGCCUGGAGAUUUGGUGGUACCGCAUGACUUUAUUGAUCGCACUACUAAACGAGCCCAAACCUUCUAUGACGGCGGUCUUCAAAGCCCCCGAGGCGUUUGCCACUUGCCCAUGUAUCCGGCUUUUAGUGAGCGAACACGUGCCGUGAUUCUGGAGGCGGCAAAGGAGCUCGAUAUACCUACACACGAUAAGGCCACCAUCGUAACAAUUGAGGGUCCACGAUUCUCUUCCCGUUCCGAGAGCCAUAUGUUCAGGCAAUGGGGUGGAGAUCUCAUAAAUAUGACCACAUGUCCGGAAGUUGUUUUGGCCAAAGAGGCUGGCUUGCUUUAUGGGUCCUUGGCCAUAGCAACAGACUACGAUUGCUGGCGCAUGGGCUGCGAGGGCGUAAAUGUGCAGGAUGUGUUGCAAACGUUUGCCGCCAAUGUGAUUAAGGUGAAGAAGAUUUUAGUCAACGCUGUCGGACGAAUCGCCCAGCAGGAUUGGACCGAAGAUGUUCUCAAUGCCAAGCAAUGCGUUUGCAACAAUACCAUGUCUGGAGCUAUGUGACGCUUCCUCAAACUCUGCACUGAAAUCACACAGGACACGAUAUUGCGUCGAAAACCCCUUAUUAUGCCAACAAAUCCUAAGCUCUACAAAAAGCGCACACCAAAGCUUCAUUCAAUAUCCAUUGUCUAUGAAUUAGAACCUGGAAACAGUUCGGAAACAGUACCACAUCUUAAGCAAGAUCUAUAUGCAUUUCCGCCAUCGGAUCAGUUGGUUGGAUUUGACCCAUAAUUUGUCUUAAGAUAUGCUUCUCAUUCGAGUUUUAUCCAUGCAUUUUACAGCUUUCGGUAAUGUGAUGUUUGUAGCAUUUUGUAAAAUUUAUAAUUAAUCAUUUAAAGUUUUCAUACAUAGAGGGUUUAGCUCUGCCUCUAAAAUUAAAAGUACAAUUUGUUAUGACCUGAAA
This is a messenger RNA of Scaptodrosophila lebanonensis, 1461 nucleotides long. Its product is annotated as S-methyl-5'-thioadenosine phosphorylase. The transcript is spliced from 3 exons. The record is from RefSeq and is a predicted model, not a curated record. Gene Ontology annotation, biological process: nucleoside metabolic process. NCBI's taxonomy places the organism in Eukaryota, Metazoa, Arthropoda, Insecta, Diptera, Drosophilidae. Gene Ontology annotation, cellular component: cytosol. Gene Ontology annotation, molecular function: S-methyl-5-thioadenosine phosphorylase activity.